This is a messenger RNA of Raphanus sativus (radish), 1388 nucleotides long. RefSeq names its product UDP-N-acetylglucosamine transporter UGNT1. Lineage: Eukaryota; Viridiplantae; Streptophyta; Magnoliopsida; Brassicales; Brassicaceae. The coding region runs from base 170 to 1180 and encodes 336 amino acids. The record is from RefSeq and is a predicted model, not a curated record. Gene Ontology annotation, molecular function: GDP-fucose transmembrane transporter activity; antiporter activity. The transcript is spliced from 10 exons. Gene Ontology annotation, cellular component: Golgi apparatus.
UUUUCAUAAUAAUUGCCAAAAAACAAGCGCCACACACACAGAGACAGAGGUGGUCCACUCAAAUGUCCCGUGUCUUUUACGUUCACUCAUCACGGCGGUGACUCGAGUUUUGCCGGACAAAAGAAGAGUCAUAGAGACGGCGAACACGGAGGAAGACUAAGACUGUAUCAUGAGGAAUCCUGUUCUUCCGGUCUCCGAUCCUCCUCUCGCCGGAGAGAAUGACACCGACGAUCGCCUUUUCAAAGGAUCCGCCAUGACCAAACGUGGCGCCUACGCUGCUCUCUCUUACAUGUCCUGCGCAGUGAUGCUUGUGCUGUUCAAUAAAGCAGCUCUCUCUUCCUAUGACUUCCCCUGUGUUAACAUUAUCACACUCUUUCAGAUGGUGUCCUCUACCUUGUUUCUAUAUACCUUGAGGCGCAAGAAGAUUAUCUCUUUCACAGCGGGUGAUUCUGAUAAUAAUGUCUCAGCUUUUGUGCCGUUGAAGACAUUGUUUCACACCCUUCCUCUCUCAGUUGCCUAUCUUCUCUACAUGCUAGUCACUAUGGCGUCUGUGAGAGGGGUUAAUGUCCCCAUGUACACCACGCUUAGGCGUACUACGGUGGCUUUUACUAUGGUGAUUGAGUACAUGCUCACUGGUCAGAGAUAUACCCGGUCUAUCAUUGGAAGUGUUGGCGUUAUCUUGUUUGGCGCAUUUUUUGCUGGAGCUAGGGACUUGUCAUUUGACUUUUAUGGAUAUGGUGUCGUUUUCUUAGCCAACAUAACAACAGCAGUUUAUCUAGCAACCAUCUCCCGGACUGGGAAAUCAAGUGGCUUGAAUAGCUUUGGCCUUAUGUGGUGCAAUGGAAUUAUAUGCGGGCCAAUAUUGAUGAUAUGGACAUAUGUUUGCGGUGACUUGGAGAGGACUAUUAACUUUCCUCACCUCUUUUCUCCCGGUUUCAUGGUUGUGUUACUCUCUUCGUGUGUGUUGGCUUUCUUCUUAAACUACUGUAUUUUUCUUAACACCACUCUCAACUCGGCUGUCACGCAGACAAUUUGUGGCAAUAUGAAGGACGUAUUCACGGUUGGACUAGGCUGGAUGUUCUUUGGUGGACUCCCAUUCGACUUGAUGAAUGUGAUUGGACAGCUUUUUGGUUUCUUCGGGUCCGGUUUAUAUGCAUACUAUAAGAUCAUUGGGAGGUAAACAAAGAAGAGCCAUUCACAAACAGGAGUGGCCCCUAGUGAUGAUCCUUAAUGCGACGCCUCAUUUUUGUUCACUUUUCUUGUUUUCUUGGUUCACUUUUCACGUUGAUAAUAGUUUAAUGAUAUGAGAAAUAUUGUUUUUAGUUCUAAACAAACUGUAAACAAGCAGAAGAAUUAGGCAAAGCAAAAUACUACUACUUUUGGCAAUA